CCAGCUCAGAAAGAAAGUGCCACGACGCCACAGACAGCGGAGAGAGCGAGGGACAGGCGUAGGGUGGCUGUGGCAGGAAACAAGUACUAAGAGUAAUACAAUAGACAGCGUAAAGUUGUAAGUUACAGAAGCCGUGUGCAAUUCUCACAAACCCAGUGAUCAGGAUCAAUCCGAUUGGUAAUAACAAGCAAAGAUGGAUAUCUACGACCCCCAAACUCUUGGUUUCAUGGUCUUUGGUGGCUUCAUGGUCAUCUCUGCCAUCGGGAUUGUCUUGGUCUCCACAUUUUCCAUGAAGGAAACCUCCUAUGAAGAAGCUCUAGCUAAGCAAAGGAAGGAACAGGAGAAGCUUCAACCCAAAUCUGAGAAGAAGAAGAAGGAGAAGCUGGCAGAGAAGGGAAAAGCUAAGAAGAAGAAGGAGGACAAGCCCAACGGAAAGAUCCCGGAGUCAGAACCCGCUCAGGAGACUGUCAGUGAAUCUGAACCCGAGGUCACCGCUAUCGUCCCUGAGCCCACUGUCCCUGAGAUCCCAGUUGAAGCCCCCCGCCAGGCCCUUCAGGAGCAGCCUGCCCCCUCCCCCAAGGACAAGAAGAAGAAAGAGAAGAAAGUGGCUAAAGUAGAGCCGGCCCCCAGCGUCCUGGCACAUCAGGCCCCAGUUUCUAAAUCCACCCCUUUGCUGGAGGCAGUCACCAAGGAGGUGCCCGUCAUGGCUGUGCCUCCAGUCGGAGCCCCCCAGAGCGCCCCUGUUGCCCCCGCCAAGAAGCCUGAGGUGGCUGCCAGCCACGACGAUGUUAAGCAAGAGGGGGCUUCGAAAAAGAAGUCUGUUGCCAAGAAGAAGGCUGAGCCAAUAGUUCCUGCUGACUCCCUUGAUGGUCCCCUGUACCUACCCUACAAGACUCUGGUUUCCACUGUGAGCAGUAUGGCUUUCAGUGAGGGAGAAGCCCAGCGUCUGAUUGAAAUUCUGACAGACAAGACAGGCAUUGUUCAGGACACCUGGCACACGGCCACUCAGAAGGGAGACCCCAUCACAGCCUUGAAACGGCAGCUGGACGAGAAGGAGAAACAGCUCUCUGCAGAGCAAGAGGAUGCUGCUGCUGCCAAGAAUAAACUACGAGAGCUCACAAAGGAAUUGACUGCUGAGAAAACCAAGGUAUCAUCUGUGGAAUCUAAACUCAAAGAGCAGCUCUGUGCUCAAGAGAAGGAGAUCACUGCUGUGCAGGCUCGCAUGCAGGCCAGCUAUCAGGACCAUGUGACCGAGACGCAACAACUGCAAACCAAGAUCCGGACCCUCCAGGAGCAGCUGGAGAAUGGCCCCAAUGCCCAGCUGGCUCGUCUGCAGCAGGAGAACUCCAUUCUGAGAGAUGCCCUCAACCAAGCCACCAGCCAGACAGAGAGCAAGCAAAAUGCUGAACUGGCCAAGCUUCGCCAGGAGUGCACCAAGCUGACCAAAGACUUGAGUGAUCAAUCGGAGGCCUUGCAGCAGGAUGAGCAGCAGAGGAAGGCCCUGGAGGCCAAGGUGGCUGCCUUUGAGAAACAGAUCAGUCAGCUUCAGUCCAUCCAGCAGGACAAUGAGAACACUUUGCAGAAGAGGCUGGAUGAAGUCAGUGAAGAACUCAGGAAAACGGAGUGCAACAACACCAGCCUGCUGUCAGACCUGGAGAAAGCCAAGAAAGAGCUCAAAAACCUCACGGAACUCCAGUCGAAAGUAUCCUCCAGAGAAGCAGAAUUGAAAAGCAAAUGGGAGGAGGUGGAGAGCCUGAAGACACAGCUGACCGAGGCCAAUGCAGAGAAAGUGCAUCUGGAAGAGAGGAUCAGAUCCAUAGAGACCCUGCUCGAGGCAGGGCAGCGCAAAGAGUCAGAGAAGGAUCAAGAACUGCAGCUUGCCAACGCAGCAGAGACUGAGCAGCUUCAGAACAGUUUAAAGGAGAGAGACGCUCGGGUGUCUUUACUUGAGAAAGAAAUUCUACAGCUGAAAGAAACUGUUGAACAGCAAGCAAACAAAAAUAAUGACCUCCGUGAGAAAAACUGGAAAGCUAUGGAAGCGAUGAGCUCGGCUGAAAAAUUAUGUGAAAAGAAAUUGGAUGCGACUAAGACAGCCAAGGAUAAGGCAGAGCAGCAGCUCAGUGCUUUACAGAAGGAGAUGAGAGAGACCUUGCAUGCUCUCUUUCCAGAGAUCACUGUAGACACAGACCAGACUAAUUGGUUAGAAGAAUUUAAACAGAAGGCCCAGGAGGAAGUGAGCCAACAAACAACAACCACCACAGAAUGGCCAGAGCUAGCACUUCAGUUGAAAGAAGCUGAAGAAUCUCGAAACACUUUCCAGGCCGAAUGUGACCAGUACAGGAGCGUCCUCGCUGAAACCGAAGGCAUGUUGAAAGACCUGCAGAAGAGUGUGGAGGAGGAAGAGCUGGUGUGGAAGGCCAAACUGGAAGAGUCAGAGGAGGAACUUAAAAAGGCACAGGGACGGGUGCAGGGUCUGGAGGAGGCCUUGGAGAAGCUCAAGCUAGAAUGCCAAAGCACAGAACAGUUGAAGGAGCAGGUGUCUCGCUUGGAAACCCAGUUGGAGAACCAGCUGGAAACUGCACAUUCAGAAUGUCAGAAUUACUCUGAAGAGGUGUCUCUGUUAAGGGUCUUGUUAUCAGAAUCCCAGAGCCAGCUGGAAAUAGCCAAAUCAGAAGUACAGAAACAAAGUGAAGAGCUUGCUUUGGUGAGGCAGCACCUGAGUGAAAUGAAGAACCAUGUUCAGGACGGAGAAGCAGUUGUGUCACAGACUGACCAAACUGAGCUGGAACCCGACAAGCUAGAGCAAACUGUAGAAAAACUAGACCAUGAACCAACACCAAGGCAGAAACCGGCUGCUGGCGACUUUGAUCAGUCUCAGACGUUGGUGUCAGACCUGCAGACUCAACUUGAUUUACUGAGAGGUGCUGGGGAUUCUGUGACCUCUGACUCUGAAGACGUCGCUCAGUUAAAGGAUCAGGAUGGAGAGUCAAAGGAAGGAACAUCUGUUUAAGACGGCUAGAAACUGAAGACUACACAAUUUGCCAAAAUGCCUUACAAUUAUUAUAGUUUUUAUGCAUUCCUGAUUUAUAUGCUCUUUAUUGUACUGUAGUUAUUGAUUAAAAAAAGAAAGUUAGAGAACCAAACAUUCUGAGGGAGGAAGCUGCAGCUACAUGUUUAAAAGUAUUUUUGUUGAAAUGACAUUCUGUCGGUAUAGCGCUGACCUGUUGGACAUCUGAAUGUGCAUUCUGUCUUCUAUGUUGACAGAACAUCUUGAUGGUCAUAGUUUUAUGAAAAGGGAAACCAAAUGUACAUUAACUGUACAUCAAAAAAGUGCAAUUUCUUGUGAAGGAGGACGCUGGAGGUAGGAACGCUGAGGUAAGCAGUUGCAAUAAGUGCCUCUACUUCUGUAGUUAGCUGCCAACACAAAUUUUGUUAAAGAAACAAUAAACUACAAUAUAGCCA
Molecule: messenger RNA, 3462 nt
Organism: Polyodon spathula (Mississippi paddlefish)
Lineage: Eukaryota; Metazoa; Chordata; Actinopteri; Acipenseriformes; Polyodontidae
Product: ribosome-binding protein 1-like
Exons: 23
Coding region: 194-3010 (938 amino acids)
Biological process (GO): protein transport
Cellular component (GO): endoplasmic reticulum membrane
Source: RefSeq, a predicted model, not a curated record